UAUCAUUGCUCCUUCCCCAAUGCCUUUAUAAAUUCCUUCAAUUCCCACUCCAAGUUGCCAUCAAAAGUUCCCACCUUCAAUUUGAAGAAACACAAAAUGAUGAACUUUUCCUUGUUUGGUAGAAAGCUACAACAUCUUUGUAGUAGCCCUUAUUUUCAUCUCAACUUCAGCUCAUUUUUCAUUCAACUUUGUUAUUUCAUGAUCCUUUCUCUUUUUGGUUACUUGGGUCUCAAGAUAUCAAAGACAAGAACUCAUAUUAAGCCCAAUGAUUUUGACCUUUUUUAUACUUCUGUUUCUACCUCUACUGUGUCUAGCAUGACGGCGGUAGAAAUGGAAGUUUUCUCUAACUCUCAACUCAUUCUCAUGACCUUUCUUAUGUUUGUUGGUGGUGAGGUUUUCACUUCCUUAUUAGAACUUAUUUUUGCUAGGUUCAGUAAUAAUAACAAUUAUAAUAAUUCAUCCACUUCUAUGAAAAAUAGUCUUCCAAUAAAAGUGGUCAAUGAUCAAAUUGAGCUUGGCUUAGUUUCUAUUCCUAAUCAUCACUCAUCACAAGACCAUAAACAAGUCAAUGAUGUCAAUGGUAUCAAUAAUAAUAAUAACAAUGUUCCAAGUGGCACAACAAUAGUCUCCUAUAAUAACAAUAAAGAUAUGCUACUUAGGUCUAACUCCCUUAAGUAUUUGAGUCAUGUAGUUUUAGGUUACUUUUUGUUGCUUCAAUUUGUUGGAACUUUCUUGGUUUCUAUGUACAUGAGCUUCAUUCCUAGUGCAAAGCAAGUACUUAGAGAAAAAGGUAUCAAAACCCUAACAUUUUCUUUAUUCACCAUAGUUUCAACUUUUGCAAGUUGUGGCUAUGUCCCCACAAAUGAAAAUAUGAUAGUUUUCAAGAAGAAUUCUGGCCUUCUUCUUAUUAUUCUCCCAUAUAUCCUUCUUGGUAACACCUUAUAUGCACCAUGCUUGAGGUUUGUGAUUUGGGUUCUUGAGAAAAUUACCAAAAGAGAGGAAUUUUCAUACUUGCUUAAGAAUUCAAAGGAAAUAGGUUUUGGUCAUUUGCUACCUCCCCUUCAUUCUUGGCUACUUGUUGCUACCGUUUUAGGGUUCAAUAUAAUUCAAUUUGUGAUUUUUUGUUCCAUGGAGUGGGGAACACAAAUCAUGGAUGGUUUGAAUCCUUAUCAGAAAUUUGUAGCGUCUUUGUUUCAAAUCACAAAUGCUAGACAUUCUGGUGAAUCCGUUUUUGAUCUCUCUACCAUCUCUUCAGCCAUAUUGGUUCUCUUCGUUGUCAUGAUGUACCUUCCACCAUACACAACAUUCUUGCCCAUAAUGGACCACGAGACCGAAAAUGAUGCCAAGAAAGACAAAAGAAGGCUAGUGGAGUGCCUUGUGUUGUCUCAACUUUCAUAUUUGGUUAUUUUUAUUAUUUUGAUUUGCAUCACUGAGAACAAAAGCCUGAGAGAGGAUCCUCUCAACUUUAAUGUUUUGAAUAUCACCAUAGAAGUCAUCAGUGCAUAUGGAAACGUAGGUUUCUCAAUGGGAUAUAGCUGCGGAAGGCAAUUGAAAGCGAAUGGUAGUUGCAAAGAUUUAUGGGUUGGAUUUUCUGGGAAAUGGAGCAACAAAGGCAAGUUCAUCCUUAUUCUUGUCAUGUUCUUCGGAAGGCUCAAGAAAUUCAAUAUGAAAGGUGGCAAAGCUUGGGACCUAUCCUAGCUAAUAAUUCCUAUAUAUCAGGAUUCUAAAAAUCAAAUGGAUUAUUAAACCAACAGAGUUAGAAGUUCAAAAGUUAAUAUUUCAAUCGAGAUUCAUGUAGGAUUGAAUUAGAUAUAAUAAAAUAUAUAGCUUUUAGGAGAGAAAAAGUAAUUUUUUAUAUUUUAUUAUUUUUAAUCAGUUAAUUGCUAAAAAAUCGUACCGAUUUGACUAGUUAACUGGUUCUUCAACUGAAUUUUUUUUUAUUUUUUGACUGAUUCAUUAUCAACCAAUUUUUUUAUCUAAAACGAACUGAUCUAGUAAAUAAUUCUCGAUUAACCCAUCUAAAUCGAUCGGUUUGGUCCGAUUCUUAUAACCAUGAUGUAUUUAUAAUCCAAUGUUAAUAAUUAUUAAAAAAAAAGUAAAAAAAGAAAUAGCAAACAAGGCGGAACCUUUGAUGUAUAUUAAGGUCUGCAUAUAUGCUUUGAUACAAUUGUCAAGUUAUUAAGGCAACCUCUAAUGGAGCAUAUAAAAUAAAAUACCUCCCCAUCAAGACAUGCCAAAAAAUGAGUAAUAAGCAAA
Arachis ipaensis is the source of this 2256-nucleotide messenger RNA. The record is from RefSeq and is a predicted model, not a curated record. Lineage: Eukaryota; Viridiplantae; Streptophyta; Magnoliopsida; Fabales; Fabaceae.